Messenger RNA from Peronospora matthiolae, 582 nucleotides. The record is from the annotation of a GenBank genome assembly. Lineage: Eukaryota; Oomycota; Peronosporomycetes; Peronosporales; Peronosporaceae.
AUGGCGGUUGUCGCAUAUGAGGCCGACGCAGCACGUAUCAAGUCGGUAGAGGAAGACGACGCUGAUUUUGAAGAGCUUAUUCCACCCGAGAAUUUUGCCAUGAUCGAAAAGGGUCUUUACAGAAGUGGAUUUCCAAAGAAGAAGAAUUUUGCCUUCCUCCAGAAAUCGUUGCGGCUCACGUCAAUAUUGACACUUGUGCUGGAAGAUUAUCCACUGGCGAAUACAGAGUUCAACCGCAUGCACGGUAUUAAGUUGUUGCAGUUUGGAGUCCCCGGUAACAAGGAGCCUUUCGUUGACAUCCCUGAAGACGGCAUUGUUGCUGCGCUGAAAGCUGUGCUCGACAAGCGGAACCAUCCAAUGCUCAUACAUUGCAACAAGGGCAAGCAUCGUACUGGCUGCCUUGUUGGCUCGUUGCGCAAGGUUCAGCGCUGGGCAUUUAGCUCUAUCUUCGACGAAUACAUCCGGUUUUCAGCCCCCAAACCCCGAAUGAUGGAUCAACAGUUUAUCGAGCUAUUUAAGACCGAGCGCGUCACAGAAAAGGAAAGCCUGACAGAGCACCUCCCGAACUGGCCUGGUCUUUAG